AACAUGACCCAGGUCAGCGCCUUCAUCCUGGUGGGCUUCCCCACGGGCCCCCGGCUGCAGUACCUGCUCUUCCUCCUCUUCCUGCUCACCUACCUCUUUGUGCUGGUGGAGAACCUGGCCAUCAUCCUCACUGUCUGUGGCAGCCCCUCGCUCCACAGGCCCAUGUACUACUUUCUGGGCAUCAUGUCUUCCCUGGAGAUCUGGUACGUGUGUGACAUCAUCCCCAAGAUGCUGGAUGGCUUCCUCCUGCAGAGGAGGCGCAUCUCCUUCGUGGGCUGCAUGACCCAGCUCUACUUCUUCAGCUCCCUGGUGUGUACCGAGUGUGUGCUCCUGGCCUCCAUGGCCUACGACCGCUACGUGGCCAUCUGCCACCCCCUGCGCUACCAAGCCAUCAUGACCACGGGGCUGUGUGUCCAGCUGGUGGCCUUCUCCUUCAUGAGUGGCUUCACCAUCUCCAUGAUCAAGGUCUACUUUAUCUCCAGCGCCACGUUCUGUGGUUCCAAUGUCCUGAACCACUUCUUCUGUGACAUCUCCCCCAUCCUCAAACUGGCCUGCACGGACUUCUCAACUGCAGAGCUGGUUGACUUCAUCCUGGCCUUCCUCAUCCUGGUGUUCCCGCUUGUGGCCACUGUGCUGUCCUAUGGGCAUAUCACCCUGGCCGUCCUGCGCAUCCCCUCGGCCACGGGCCGCUGGAGAGCCUUCUCCACCUGCGCCUCCCACCUCACCGUGGUCACUAUCUUCUACAUGGCCAUGAUCUUCAUGUAUGUUCGGCCCCAGGCUAUUGAUUCCCGGAGCUCCAAUAAGUUCAUUUCUGCUGUUUACACUGUCCUCACCCCAAUCAUCAACCCCUUGAUCUACUGUCUGAGGAACAAAGAGUUCAAGGGUGCCUUGAAAAGGCUCUGGUCUUAGACCAAGUUUCAAAGCAGCACAAUUAAAUGUCCUGUAAUCUAAUUUGUGAUGGUAAUAACAUCUUAUCUUCCAUUUGAGAAUUGUUUGCCUAUUCCAAUAUCAUGAAGAUAUUCUCCUGUGUAACUCCACAAGCUUUGCUGUUUUACCCUUCAUGUCUCGAUUUAUAGUCCACCAGAAAUUGAUUUUUAUUUACAGUAUGAGAUCUGGGUCAGCAUUAAUUCUUUUCUAUAUGUAUAUGAAGUUGACCAGAACCCACUCUUUGUUUAAAAGACGCUUUGCCCUCUGCAAAAUCACCCUUUUCAUAAACCAAAUAUCUAUUUAUUCUCAUCUUUUUGGACUCAUUUUGUUUCAUGGUCUGUUUGUCUAUUCAUGUGUAUUAUGUCCUUGAUGUCAAGCCCAAGAAUUCUUUCCCUAAUCCUCAGUCCUGAAGGUUUUAUCCUAUGACUUUUUUCUAAGGGUUUCACAGCUUUGUCCUUACAAUGAAGGGCCAUGAUCCACUGUUAGUCAGGUUUUGUAUAAGGUGCGAUGGGCAUCCUAAGGUUUGUUGUCCAUGGAUAUCCAACUGCUGUAAUGCCAUUUACUCAAAAGGCUGUCAUUCCUUUGCUGAGCUGCACUGAACCUUUGGAAAGUAUCAGUUGACAAUACUGGUGCUGAUUUAUUUCUGAUCUCUUUGGCAACCCCUCUCCCAGGACCACGUGGUCUCUAUUAACAUAGACGCAGAAUAAAUCCUCAACAGUGGAGGAAUGAUCCCUCCCACUUCACUCUUCCUUUUCCAAAUGGCUGCUGUUCUUCUAGGGCCUGGACAGGGGAAUUUUAUUACAAGCUCAUCUACAUCAAUAAAAAUCUUGUUGAGACUUUGACAGGACUUGCGUUAAACUAACAAAUCAGUUGGGGGAGAAUUCUCGAUUUCUCUGUUGAGUCUUCUCAUGUUGUGUAGCUUUCAGCAUACAUAUCUUGUAUGUUUUGCUAGAUUUAUACAUCUUUUGCUAGAUUUAUACCUAAGUAUUGUAUUUCUGGAGCUAUCAUAAAUGGUGUUGCCUUCUUUUUGUUUCCACUUGUUUUUUUGUUAGUAUAUAGAAAUGUAGUUGAUUUUCACAUUGACUUUGUAACCUGAAAUCUUGCUGAAUUCAUUUACUAUUUCUAGGAAUUUUUUGUAGAUUGCUUUGAGUUUUCUACAUAAACAAUCAUGUUAACUACAUAUACAGAUAGUCUUACUUCUUCCUUUCCAAUCUGCAUAUCUGAAAGUGAA
Messenger RNA from Odocoileus virginianus texanus, 2158 nucleotides. NCBI's taxonomy places the organism in Eukaryota, Metazoa, Chordata, Mammalia, Artiodactyla, Cervidae. The record is from RefSeq and is a predicted model, not a curated record.